Molecule: messenger RNA, 1023 nt
Organism: Arabis nemorensis
Lineage: Eukaryota; Viridiplantae; Streptophyta; Magnoliopsida; Brassicales; Brassicaceae
Source: the annotation of a GenBank genome assembly
AUGAAUAUUGAAGCUAGAGUCAGUGUGGCGGUGGAUGGAGGAGCAACCACCGCGCAUAGCAGCGUUAUCGAUGCCGGAACUAGAAGUUUAUCACAGAAACAGCGACAUAUUCAGCCGCAUGCUCAAAUCGGACAUCUAAUCGCCGGUGGUAUUUCCGGCGCCUUCAGCAAGACCUGUACUGCUCCUCUCUCUCGUCUCACCAUCUUGUUUCAGUUGCAAGGAAUGCAGUCAGACGCUGCAGUAUUAAGCAGGCUAAGUUUAUGGCGUGAAGCUUCUCGUAUUAUAAACGAGGAAGGAUUUAGAGCAUUUUGGAAAGGAAAUCUGGUAACUGUAGCACACAGGCUUCCUUAUUCUGCAGUUAACUUCUAUGCAUAUGAAGAAUACAAGAAUUUUUUGCAUUCAAAUCCAGUCUUACAGAGUUUUAUAGGAAAUGCGUGUGGCAGCCCGUUUGUGCACUUUGUUAGUGGCGGCUUGGCUGGAAUAACAGCUGGUUCAGCUACGUAUCCCCUCGAUCUAGUUAGGACACGUCUUGCUGCACAGAGAAAUGCAAUGUAUUACCAGGGUAUUGGGCAUGCUUUCCGUACUAUAUGCAGAGAAGAGGGACUCUUGGGUCUGUAUAAAGGCCUUGGUGCUACAAUGUUGGGUGUUGCGCCGAGCCUUGCAAUCAACUUUGCUGUGUAUGAGUCUGUGAAAUCGUCUUGGCAAUCUCAUAGGCCAAAUGAUUCAACAUUGAUUGUUAGUCUUGGUUCUGGAGGUCUGGCAGGAGUUGCUUCUUCAACAGCGACAUUCCCAUUGGAUCUUGUGAGAAGAAGAAUGCAAGUGGAAGGAGCUGGUGGGAGAGCGAGAGUGUAUAACACAGGACUCUUAGGAACAUUCAAACACAUAUUCAAGUCAGAAGGCAUCAGAGGACUGUACAGAGGAAUAUUGCCUGAAUAUUACAAAGUGGUUCCUGGUGUUGGCAUCGCCUUCAUGACGUACGAGUUUCUGAAAACAUACUUAUCAGCUCCUGCCCCUUAUACUUAG